Messenger RNA from Cylicostephanus goldi, 356 nucleotides. Lineage: Eukaryota; Metazoa; Nematoda; Chromadorea; Rhabditida; Strongylidae. The record is from the annotation of a GenBank genome assembly.
AUGGAGACUGUUCAGAUCACCUUAAAUGUCCAGGAAGGAGAAUGGCAUGCUAUUGUUGGGCCAGUCGGCAGUGGAAAAUCGUCAUUGCUGUUGGCUAUAUUAGGUGAAAUGACCCAACUCGAUGGUUUGCGAAAGGUUGGUGGUACGGUAGCCUAUGUGUCACAGUCGGCAUGGAUUCUCAAUCAAACUGUCAGAGCAAAUAUUCUGUACGGCCUGGACUAUGAACGUAAUAGAUAUGAUAAGGUUUUACGAGCUUGUGAGCUCAAGAAAGACAUCUUCUCAUUACCGCGAUGUGAUGCUACUAUGUUGGGAGAAAAUGUGAGUUCAUCCAAGUUCCUCUUGGAUAGCUGUUAGUA